UCUCAUAUUUCUACCGUCAAAACCAUUCCUAGUUUCCCACACACUUCCUCUCAUCCCCUCUUUUUUCUUUCCAAUCCAUUUCCUCCUUUUCUCUUUCCUCUCAUUUUAUCUUCCCACGCAUUUCACGCUGUUUACUCAUUAAUUCCUCCCAGCCGCCACUCUCACUUCACGUGUUUCAUUUCUUUCUCAAUACCCACCUGAAUAGUAUUAAUUUAUUUUCAAAAUGAUGAAUUUUUGGUGUUCAAAUGAUAUUAAUGGAUCAUUAUCAUCAUCUUCUUCUCCUUUACUUAUGGAUUCUUUCCCACCUUCUUCUAAUUCUGCACAAGACACACUUCAUACCCGUCUUCAAGCUUUGAUCGAUAACCCGGUUACCUUCCGGGGUGAAACCUGGACUUACGCCAUUUUUUGGCAGUACAGUUUUGAUUAUUCGGGUCAAGCUUUACUCGGGUGGGGCGAUGGGUAUUACAGAGGGGAGGAGAAUAAAAGCCGGAAAGAUAGUAAUAAACCUGCUAGUAAUCGAAUUUCCCAUGAUUUGGCAGAGCAAGAACAUAGAAAACGUGUUCUCCGUGAGUUGAAUUCACUCAUCUCCGGAGCUCCGGCACCGGAAGAUUCGGCAGUUGAGGAAGAAGUUACUGAUACUGAAUGGUUCUUCCUCAUUUCUAUGACUAAUACUUUUGCUAGUGGUGAGGAUCUUCCGGGUCAAGCCCAUUUUAGUUCUACCCCUAUCUGGGCUGCGGGUAUGGAGCGGCUUUCUUCUUCUCCUUGUAAUCGGGCCAAACAAGGGUCGUGUUUCGGGCUUCAAACUAUGGUGUCCAUACCCGUGUUGAAUGGUGUUCUUGAAUUGGGGUCUACAGAGGUGAUUUUUCAGACCCCUGAAUUGAUGAAUAAAGUUCGGAUUUUAUUCUGUUUCGGGUCUGGGUCCGGAGCUGGUGACCCGAGUGCUUGGUCUGUACCCAUACCGGUUCCUAUUCAGACGCCGGUUCCAUCUUCGGAAAGUGACCCGACCGCGAUGUGGAUCAAUGACCCGAAUCCUCCGGAAGUUGUGAAGGAAAUAAGGAAAACUCCAACGCCGCCGCCCCCUCCGCUACCGCAACCCAAACUGAUUAAUUUGGAUACUCCAAUUAAGAAUGACAACCCGGGUGAGAUUCAAAAUACCCAGCAGAAAUCUGGGUUUUUUUCCAAAGAGUUGAAUUUUUCAGAGUAUGCUGGGUUUACUGGAAAUGGGUCUAAACCCAACGGUGUAAAACCAAAAUCCGGUGAGAUUUUAAGUUUUGGUGGUAAUGGAAGUGUAAAACCCGAAUCGAAAUUUGUUAUGGAGGAUACCACCGACAAGAAGAAACGAUCCCCGAAUUCCAGAGGAAGUAAUGAAGAAGGAAUGAUGUCAUUUACAUCUGGGGUUAUAUUAGCAUCAUCAGCAGUAAAAUCAAGCAACAAUGGCGGAAUUGAUUCAGAACAUUCAGAUUUAGAAGCGUCAAUAAAAGAAGUUGACAGUUGUAGAGUAAUUCCUGAACCCGAAAAACGUCCUAGAAAACGAGGUCGAAAACCAGCUAAUGGAAGAGAAGAGCCAUUAAAUCAUGUUGAAGCGGAAAGACAACGUCGUGAGAAGCUAAACCAGAGAUUCUACGCUUUACGAGCUGUCGUUCCUAAUGUUUCAAAAAUGGAUAAAGCGUCGCUUUUAGGCGACGCUAUUUCCUACAUUAAUGAACUCAAAUCAAAGCUUCAAAACUUCGAGUCGGAGAAAGAAGAGUUAGUGACGCAAAUGGAAACGUUAAAGAAGGAAUUAGUGACACUUCCGCCAUCGCCACCAAACAUUGAGAAGGGACAGAAUGUAUUAACCGGAAAACCGCUAAUUGAUUUAGAGGUUGAUGUGAAGAUAAUUGGAUGGGAAGCCAUGAUUAGAGUUAAUUGUAACAAGAAAAACCAUCCUGCUGCAAGAUUAAUGGCUGCUUUAAAGGAUUUAGAUUUGGAUGUUUCUCAUGCUAGUGUUUCAGUUGUUAAUGAAUUGAUGAUCCAACAAGCUACUGUGAAAAUGGGUAAUAGGUAUUACAGUCAAGAUCAGUUAAGAAUUACUUUAGCUUCUAAAUUAUCUUAAGCUCAAGUUUAAUUUUGUCCAUAUUAGUGCAUCCUCGUUUACAGGUAUGUGUUGCCGUUUUCCUUUUCUCUCCAUCCAGACCUUGAUCAUAGCUUUUAUCAGCGGAAUACACCGAAUAUGAUGAUGACUGGUAUUGUACGAAGUAAUCAUAGUUUAGUAUGAUGUGAAUUUAGUUUUAAGAUUCUAUUUAUGUAAUUUAGAGGGAAAUAAGAGCUGGGUUUUGUAAUUUAUCAUGAAUAAUCAUGUGCCCUAAUUUAUGUAAAUGGGAAUAAGAACUUAGCUCCAAUCUUUCAAGUU
Molecule: messenger RNA, 2389 nt
Organism: Amaranthus tricolor (Joseph's coat)
Lineage: Eukaryota; Viridiplantae; Streptophyta; Magnoliopsida; Caryophyllales; Amaranthaceae
Product: transcription factor MYC2-like
Exons: 1
Coding region: 224-2092 (622 amino acids)
Biological process (GO): regulation of DNA-templated transcription
Cellular component (GO): nucleus
Molecular function (GO): DNA-binding transcription factor activity; transcription cis-regulatory region binding; protein dimerization activity
Source: RefSeq, a predicted model, not a curated record